Messenger RNA from Rubroshorea leprosula, 1783 nucleotides. Lineage: Eukaryota; Viridiplantae; Streptophyta; Magnoliopsida; Malvales; Dipterocarpaceae. The record is from the annotation of a GenBank genome assembly.
AAAUUUAGUGUGAAGUGAAACUUUAAAUUAGAGCUCAGUCAUGGGAGUAGUUUUAAGCUAUUCCCUUCCUCUCCUUUUCUUAACUCUGUGUGCCACCGCAAACCUUCUCAUUCCUGCAGUUAACGGAGAAGUAGAUUGCAUGAAAUCUAAAGUAGAUUGCACGAAAUCUAAAGUACCUUGCCCGAAAUCUAAAAAGUCCACCCUCUUGAUCGUUUUCGGCGACUCAUUCUUUGAUGUUGGCUACGGUAGUAAUGAACUUUGUCUUCCAUCUAGUUUCCAACCAUAUGGGAAAUCACUUGACCCGGCGGCUCCCACUGGAAGAUUCUCGGAUGGUCUUGUAGUACCUGAUUAUAUUGCCAAAUACUUACACCUGGCCGAUGAUGAGGGCAAAGUUGCUGCAUACAAGAGGUGCUUAGAUAUCCAAGAAACAUUACAAGGCCAAUGCAAAGGAUGUGCAAGUUUGAGCUUCGCCAUGGCCGGAGCAGGUGUCACGCUAAGCGCACAUAAGUCGAAAUCACUGACGGAUCAAGUACAGAUUUUCAUCAAUAACUCGCCAAAGUUAUUUGUUGAUUACGGAGCGAAAUUCGUAGAUGAGCGAGAUCAAACUCUCUACUUAUUUUCAAUAGGGACAUACGAUUAUCUUUCCAAUCUUCAGAACAUAAAAAAUGAGCAAGAUGUUCAAGAAAAAGCAGAAGAGGUUACAGCAGCAAUAGUGAAGCAAGUUAAGGAAAUAGCAGAACGUCAGGGUGUGAAUGGAAAAAGAUUUGCGUUUAUGAGCGUUGCACUACGCUAUUUGCCAGUUGUGCAAAAAGCAUAUUACAAGGACCAAUCGCGACUGAACUUGCUUGAUGAACUGGAAAAUACCCACUGUAGCAAACUUGAAGAGAAAUUGGCAAAAUUAGCUCAAGAGCGCAAGGCUACUUGUCAGGGUUGCAUUAUCGACUAUUCAAUACUGAAAUACCACCGCAUAAUCAGGGCUAUAAUGGAGGCACCUGAAAGUUAUGGAUUCGAUGAGACCACAGUUAUGCUUUCAUGUUAUGGUGAUGGAUUCUAUCAUGCAGACGAUUGUGGCCAUUCCGAUGAGAGGGGCUGCAAUUGUGGCCAUUCCGAUAAGAGGGGCUGCGAUUUUGGCCAUUCCAAUAAGAGGGGCUGCGAUUGUGGCCAUUCCGAUAAGAGGGGCUGCGAUUUUGGCCAUUCCAAUAAGAGGGGCUGCGAUUGUGGCCAUUCCGAUAAGAGGGGCUGCGAUUGUGGCCAUUCCGAUAAGAGGGGCUGCAAUGACCCUUCUGCUUAUGUGUUUUGGGAUGGUAUGCAUAACACUCAGCGUAUUAAUCAGAAAAUAGCUCAGUUUUUUUGGAAUGGACCCAAAAGUAUGACGGCUCCUCAAAAUUUGCAGACUUUAGCUGGUACUCAAAAACCACAGUUCGAUUUCUCUGUCAAUGCUAAUGAAUUAAUUAGGAUUUGACGGAAGGAUUGGACUAAGACAAAAGUUACUGGGACUAAGGAAAAAGUAACUUGCAAAUCUUAGUAAUUAAGAUGCGUGUUCCACCAAGCUCUUGGUUAAUCGUCUCCACUACAAAGUAUCCUAAAUAAGAUACGAUCUCUACUUUUAUAGAUUGAUGGUUGUUUGUCCGUCUAUCCAACUCAUGUAUUGUAUAUUAUUUGUUCUGACCAAACAAUGUGCCUUGUAUCAUUGCCUUAAUGUGUGACUCAUAUUAUUGCUUUAAUGUGUGACUCUUUCAUUUCUUUCUUUUAAUUCAAAACUUAAUCAAUUAUGGUGAAAACA